Astrephomene gubernaculifera is the source of this 2517-nucleotide messenger RNA. The record is from the annotation of a GenBank genome assembly. Lineage: Eukaryota; Viridiplantae; Chlorophyta; Chlorophyceae; Chlamydomonadales; Astrephomenaceae.
CCAUCUCAUCAAGUAUAUCCCUUAAUAUACUUUACAUAUAGUCAAACCUUAGGGUGCGCAGCAGGAGAUAUGGCCGGGACCCGGACAGUCGUGUUCAUUACCGGCACAGCUCUCGCUGCCGCGACGGUAGCAAUUGCUGUUAUUCAUUAUCGACGACGACGGGAAGAACUCCGGCGUCGGCUGGACUCCGAAGCAGCUGGACAGCAACGCGUCGAUGUUGUGUUCCACUCAGUCCAGGAGCUGUUGGAGGCUCAACAAAACACAUGGCUGAAGAACGCCGUGACGGUUGUGGAGUUGCACCAGCCGCGCCUUACCGAGGGAGCUUUGCAACACAUAACGGGACUGCCAAAUUUAGUUCGGCUGGACAUUAGCGGAUGCGGAAUAGAGUUUCUUCCUCGGGGUUUGUCGCGUCUGAGCAAUCUGCAGGUGCUGCUGGCGCCCCGAAACCGGCUAAUCUCCAUACCCGCCGAAUUGGGGCAGCUGUCACGCAGCCUGGUACAGCUGGACCUGGGGACCAACCAGCUGGUGGAAGUUCCCUCCUCCCUGUGCCAGCUGACCAACCUGCGCACGCUCAACCUCAUGGCCAACCAGCUGGAGCAGCUGCCAGCCAACUUCGGGCGCCUGCGCAACCUCAGGCUGCUGGGGCUCAAGAGCAACAAGCUCUCCUCGCUGCCCGCCUCCUUCUCCCAGCUAACCAACCUGGUGGAGCUCUUCAUAACCGACAACCGCCUAACCGACCUGCCCGCCGGCAUGGCCCGCUGCACCUCCCUGGUCAAGCUGCAAGCCUCCUUCAACUGCUUCACGCAGCUGCCCGCCUGCCUGCUGCACCUGCCGCGGCUGGAGCUGCUGCGAGUGGCGGUGUGCGGCAUCCGCGCGCUGCCGACGGGGCUGCUGGAGUCGGGGGCGCUGCCGGCGCUGGCGUGGUUCAGCUGUGCGGGUAACCCGGCGUGUCCGCAGCCGCCACCGCCGGCGCCGGGUCUGCCGGUGGUGGAGGAGGAUGACUUGGAGCUGGGGUGCAAGCUGGGGGAUGGCGCGUCGGGAGAGGUGUACCGAGCUGUGUGGCGCGGUCAGCUGGUUGCGGUCAAGUACUUCCGCGCGGACGUGUCCCCGGACGGGCGCACGGAGGACGAGGUGGCGCUGGCCAUCGGGCUGCAGCACCCGCACCUCACGCAGGUGCUGGCACGCGUGCGCUACCCGCCGGGGCUUGUGCUGCGGCUGGAAACAGGCUCCCCCCUGGCCCACAAGCCCACCAGCCAGCACCUGCUGCGCUGCAAGUGGGGCGACGACGUGCGGUUCGCGCCCCGCCGCGCGCUGCUGCUGGCUGCGGCGGUGGCGGAUGCGCUGCGCUACUGCCACGAGGCGGGGGUGUGCCACGGAGACGUGUAUGCACACAAUGUGCUGAUGGACGAGGAUGAGAAUGUGACGCUGUGCGACUUUGGCGCCUCCUUCAGCUACGACCCCAAGUCGCAGCCCUUCUGGCAGGCCAUGGAGGUGCGAGCCUACGGCCUCAUGCUGCGAGACGUGGCCCAGCGCUGCAGCGAUGCAGCUGCCGCCGCCGCCGCUGCCGCCGCAGCCCCCGCUGGGGCCGCAAGCGGCGGCCGCGCGAAGAGCCCCAGCGGCGGCGGCAGCGAGGUGGUGGCGGAGGUGGUAGCGGCGUUGCGGAAGGUGGCGGAGGAGUGUGUGGAUCUGCCGCCGGCGCGGCGACCGAGCUUUGGGGAGGUGUGUGAGGAGUUGAAGGGGCUGCGGGCGAGGCUGUUGGUGUGAGGUGGAAGAGGAGGAAAAGGAGGAGGAGGGAAGGGGAAAGGGAGGAUAGGUUGCGAAAUGAGGGGGAGGGAUUAUGCAUGAAGCAUUAAGGUGAACGAGGCGGAUGCUGACGAGGCAUGUAGUAGGGGUGGACUUGUGCGCUGGGGCGGGAUGUAGUCUGCGGUGCGACUGGCGUGCGGGCACCGAUAGUGGGUGAGGUGGACUGAGGACUGACGGAGGUGGGUAGUGUACAGCGCAGGGGCAGAGGGAGAACUUGGCUGUGUGAACCAGUCAUCAGCCGUGUUGGCUGUGCUGCGGGAUAUAGUCCUGGCGGAGAAGGCCGUUGGUGGGCUUUGGGGGCAGCAGCCUGCCUUUCAUGUCUUGCAUCGGGGGGUUUGGAUUGCGUAGCCGCUGAAUCGCAUGUUGUACAAGCAGUAGUGUUGGGUGUUUUAGUGUUGGGGGGUGCCUUACGUUGGGGCGUGGUCAUGCGUAAGGUGUUGAGUGAUUUACCGUACGCGGACUCUGUACACUGUGGGUGAUGGGUCUACAGUCCUCAGACCCUCGUCGGCCUUGUCAAGGGUUUUGCAAAAGCAUAAAAUUGCUCGAUGAUGCACGGUGUGGUGAACGAUUUGGUGGGUAGCCGGUAAAAGUACGUCUGGUUACAAGGUGUUCAUAGGCAACACAAGUGUCGUCAAAAGAGUUCUCAACUGUUGAUACAAAGUCCCGUCAGUAAUGCAACAGUUCUCAUCAGUCACAUUGUACCCUGGUUAGAUG